Messenger RNA from Funneliformis geosporum, 597 nucleotides. Lineage: Eukaryota; Fungi; Glomeromycota; Glomeromycetes; Glomerales; Glomeraceae. The record is from the annotation of a GenBank genome assembly.
AUGCGUCCAAUUCCAACGAACCUCGUUACAACAAAAACUUCCAAUAUAUUGAUAUCACCAAGUUUUACAUCAAAACCGCCUCUAAAUACACCAGGUUCAAGUCCGUUACUUCGUCCAAUAUCAUCACCAAUGACCCCAAUUACACCAUUAGUAUUAAGUGACCCUACAACUACCGGCAAUUGGGCUCAUUAUAAAAAGGAUGAUUUCUUUGCCCGAGAGACCGGCUAUUUCUUUCAUAAUCAUCACGAUGAACUUUAUACUACUCAUCAUUAUUAUAAUGUACAAAAUUAUAAUAAUGACCACAAUUCAACUACUCAACCACAAGUAACUAUUAAUGUCAAAGCUUAUUCUCCACCGUCUUCAGGUGAUACAACUCCAACAAAUACAAAUCCGUUUGGUCAUUACCACCAAGAAGUAGUAAAUCAUUAUGUGCACAUGAAUUCACAUAAUCCUGCGCCAGCAGAUCCUCCAGCAGCAUACAGUCAUGAUAAUUUGUAUUUGAAUAAUCAAGCCGCAAAAAUACAGAACCAGGAUGAUCUUCAAUUUCACGAUGUCAUUACCGGUUUAAAUAAAAUGGAUAUUAUGGAUACUCAUUAA